AUGGCUCCCGAUCUCAACUCAAUGGCCCAGUAUGCCACUGACGGUUAUGCCAACAACGGGGUGCCUCGAGAGGAAUAUACAAUUCCUGAUAUUGUGUUGCAUGGCCCCUACACCAGGAAGAUCCGUGUCUUGUCGAUCGGUGCCGGUGUAACCGGGAUCAUGAAUGCCUACCAUAUUCAGAAGUUUCUACAGAACGUGGAGCAUGUGAUCUAUGAGAAGAACGCUGAUAUCGGAGGCACCUGGUUGGAAAACAGAUAUCCAGGUUGCGCAUGUGAUAUUCCGAGUCAUGCAUAUACCUAUCCUUUUGCCCUGAAUCCCGAUUGGCCACGCUUCUUCUCUUACUCGCCCGAUAUCUGGAAAUAUCUCGAUAAGGUUUGCGAAGUAUGGGGCCUGAGGAAAUACAUGACUUUCAACACCGAGGUCGUGGGAUGCUACUGGCAACAGCAGACGGGCGAAUGGCUCGUGAAACUGAAGCAGACAAGUCCCGAUGGAACCACACGUCUCUUCGAAGACCGCUGCCACAUGCUUCUUCACGGGACAGGUAUUCUGAACAACUUCAAAUGGCCCAACAUUGAGGGAAUGGAGAAGUUUAAGGGGAAGAUCAUGCAUACGGCUCGGUGGCCCAAGGACUAUCAGGCCGAGCAGUGGAAGAAGGAUCGUGUCGCUGUUAUCGGGUCUGGAGCCUCUAGUAUUCAGACAGUACCCACAAUGCAGCCACACGCCAAACAUCUCGAUGUGUUCGUCCGGACGGGUGUUUGGUUUGUGCAAAUUGCAAACAACUUCGGCGCAAACCAUGAAUAUACGGACGAGCAGAAACAAGAUUUCCGCGAUCCAUACAAAAUCACCGAGCAUGCCAAGUCCAUCGAGGACCAGGUCAAUGGGCUCUGGGGUUCCUUCUACAAGAACUCAAAGGCUCAAGAAGAGGGACAGGCCGCUUUGAAGGCCCGCAUGGCUGAGAUGAUAAGGGAUGAGAGACUCCUCAAAGGGUUUACUCCCACUUUCGGCAUUGGUUGCCGCAGGAUUACUCCUGGUGAUCCGUAUAUGGAAGCCAUUCAGAAGCCCAAUGUCGACGUUCACUUCACCCCUGUUGAAAAGAUUGACGAAACAGGAGUUAUCGGGGGCGAUGGCAUUCACCGCGAAGUUGACACAAUUGUUUGUGCCACUGGUUUUGACGUAUCAUACCGUCCUCGCUUUCCCAUCGUCGGCCAGAAUGGAGUCGACCUAGCCGAUAAGUGGAAGGUCUGCCCCGAGGGCUACCUUGGCCUCGCGAUUCCCGAAUUUCCCAACUUUUUGACAUUUAUCGGACCCAACUGGCCUGUGGAGAACGGCAGCGUUAUGGGUCCGCUGAUGUACGUCUCAUACUACGCUCUGCAGAUGAUCAAGAAGCUCCAGUCCGAGUACAUUUGCAGCAUCGCGCCGAAGCAAGACGUCACGGAUGCGUUCAAUGAGCAUUGCCAAGAAUGGAUCAGACACACUGUUUGGGUUGAAGAAUGCCGAUCAUGGUACAAGAACAACGAGACAGGUCGGGUGAAUGCCGUUUGGCCUGGCUCCUCUUUGCAUUACAUUGAAGCCAUCAAAACACCCCGUUAUGAGGACUUUGAAAUCGACUACCUUGGACCUGCUAAGAAGAACAUGUGGGCGUUCUUGGGCAUGGGUACAGUCCAGGCUUUAGUCAACAAAGAGGACGUAUCCCCAUAUCUGAAUCCUGAGGCCAUUGAUCCGGACUGGAUGAAAGCUGUGGGCAUUGAUGCGAGUAAGUUGCACGAGACCAAGUUGAAGGAUUUGCAAGCAAAACACGAGGAGCAAAAGGAGAAGAGCAAACAGAACGUGGAGAAGAUCGAUGUCUCUUGA
Messenger RNA from Fonsecaea multimorphosa CBS 102226, 1851 nucleotides. RefSeq lists its product as uncharacterized. Bases 1 to 1851 code for a protein of 616 amino acids. The record is from RefSeq and is a predicted model, not a curated record. Lineage: Eukaryota; Fungi; Ascomycota; Eurotiomycetes; Chaetothyriales; Herpotrichiellaceae. Gene Ontology annotation, molecular function: N,N-dimethylaniline monooxygenase activity; NADP binding; flavin adenine dinucleotide binding. The transcript has 9 exons.